Ceratotherium simum simum (southern white rhinoceros) is the source of this 1375-nucleotide messenger RNA. RefSeq names its product PDZ domain containing 9 (gene PDZD9). Lineage: Eukaryota; Metazoa; Chordata; Mammalia; Perissodactyla; Rhinocerotidae. Gene Ontology annotation, molecular function: protein binding. The record is from RefSeq and is a predicted model, not a curated record.
AUGGAAAAGGCCUUCCGCAAAAGCAGAAAAAGCAGAAAGGAAAGACAAAUCAGCCUCAAUGUCAAGACGUCUGUACACAACUUGAGCAAAACUCAGCAGACCAAACUCACUGUGGGCAGCCUGGGAUUAGGCCUGAUCAUCAUCCAGCAUGGGCCCUACCUCCAAAUCAUCCAUCUCAUCAAGAAGGGGGCUGCAGCCAGGGAUGGAAAACUCCAGCCAGGUGAUGUUCUGAUUAGUGUUGGACAUGCCAAUGUGUUAGGAUAUACUCUUCGAGAAUUUUUAAAGCUUUUGCAACAUAUCACCAUAGGAACAGUGCUACAAAUCAAGGUUUACCGAGAUUUUAUUGACAUACCCCAAGAAUGGCAAGAAAUAUAUGAUUUAAUCCCUGAGACCAAAUUCCCAGUAACACGCACAACAAAGAAAACUGAGCAGGCGAAAGAUGACUCUUUCACAAGCAGUGAUGAAAAUGAAGAUGUAGUUUUAGAUAAAAGAGUUAAGUAUCAUAAAGGUCCACGGUCCACUGGGCAUCACACUGCAAGGAGACCAAUGUCUAUCUCCAGAGAAUGGCAUGGAUAUAAAAAGAAGAACCGUACUAUUAGUGUAGGAAAAGACGUUAACUGUGAUGUGAUGAUUCACAGAGAUCACAAGAAAGAAGUGAGAGCCCCUUCUCCAUACUGGACAAUGGUGAAGCAAGACAAUGAAAGCUCCUCCUCCUCCUCCUCUGCCUCAGAUGCAUUUUGGAUGGAAGACUAUGCCCAAGUUGAAAAGAGCAAGGGUCAACCUGUACAAAAGUCGGUUAGGAAGCAGUCUGCAGAUCUGCGAUCACACGAGCAUUUACCCUGAAAAUACUCAAUUUUCGUGCACUGCCAUGUACAGGUUUGCUAUACUUACAGGAAUAUGUACAGACUUACCAAUUCUCUUUCAUGACUGUGUUGUAAAGCCUUUUGAGACCUUCUUCAACUUGAUAUCCAAAGACUUCCCUGGGGUCUCACAGGCUUCGGAAACUUUGCUAUUUUCAAAACAGUAACAUCAUUCAGAUCAUUAAAACCCUCCUUUCUGAGAAGAAUGUCUCAUCUUUUAGAAAGCGCAGCAGAGGAACCCAAUAUCAGAAUGCGCAAACACAGCAGAGAAUUUCACUGUUUAAGGUAAGUACCACAUUUUUAUUUAGAUAUUUAGUUUCUCUUGUUUUGCAAACUUCUAGUGCCAUACUUAAAAGAAAUAAAUAACAGAGAUAUAUUUUUUGGCUAGUUAUUCACAUUAGAAUUUUCUAUCCUUUUCCAGCCCUACUUUUACUUUGAAUGUUGGGUUGAUAAUUAAUUACCUGAAAGAGACAGGAUAGAAACAGAUGAGGGAGAGAGAGAAGAUGAGAGAAAAA